AUGGAUACGGGGAUCGUUGAACUCUGCGGUUGGCUUCUAUCGAACCUUGGGCAGCUCGUCUACACCGUCUGGCAGGACUCUCUGAACAUCGUCGUACGGGCCUCUGCUGGCGGUGCCAUGGGUUUCUUCAUGUCUCGUUGGCAUACUUGGAUCCCGAGGCCGCGCCUGAGCAUCGUUACCGUCCUGAUGGCGUCGGUCAUCAUAUGGUCAUCCGUCACUCGCAGCGCCGUGAGCAUCUCACUCCGAGGUCGCCCACCCGCAUCCGUCCUUGUCCUCAGUCCUUUCGGACUACAUUCAGCAGUCUCACCUGCGCUCUCGCAGACGGAUGGUACCUACACCCGCAUCGACCAGAUACUCGAAGUAUUGGAACGACAUGAACGAGCCAUCCAUCUCUUCAACCUCGACAACGUCGCAAAACCUGACUUCGCCUUGUACUCGGCGGGCGCGAGGGUAUACCCAUCGGCCACCUCCGCAACCCGUCGCCCAACUUCACGAGAGCACCGUCCGGAGUUGUGGCCAUCCGGUGCUGCUAUGGCUCUGCACCAUGAGACUCAUGCCGGAUACUGCUGGCAGUUCAGCGGGAGACAAGGCCGUUUAGGCAUCGAGCUAUCUCAAAGGGUCUAUGUUGAGGAAGUCACCAUCGAGCACGCCCCGGCUGCUCUCUCGUCCGAUCAGACUUCAGCGCCUCGCCACAUGAGUCUGUGGGGUCUGGUGGAGGGGAUGGAGAACGUACAACGCGCCAUUGCCUGGCAGGAGCGUGGUCGGUUGCUGGGGUUGCGGAAGCAUUUUGCUCUGGAACUUGACGACUAUCCGGACGAUGUCCAACGACUGCUCAGAAGCGCACGCUGGGUCCCAAUUUCCACUUUCGAGUAUGACCCCGAAGCCACAUCUGCCAUCCAGACGUUUCGCGUGGACGACGACGUUGCCGAACUCGGCGUCGCUUUCGGGACCGUUAUGCUCCUCAUACACGAUAACUGGGGCCGGGACGACUUCACUUGCCUGUAUCGCAUCCGCGUACAUGGUCGACCCCUGGCCGGUAUGUGA
Molecule: messenger RNA, 1044 nt
Organism: Peniophora sp. CBMAI 1063
Lineage: Eukaryota; Fungi; Basidiomycota; Agaricomycetes; Russulales; Peniophoraceae
Source: the annotation of a GenBank genome assembly